Papilio polytes (common Mormon) is the source of this 1425-nucleotide messenger RNA. Its product is annotated as homeobox protein aristaless-like. The transcript has 5 exons. Lineage: Eukaryota; Metazoa; Arthropoda; Insecta; Lepidoptera; Papilionidae. Gene Ontology annotation, biological process: regulation of transcription by RNA polymerase II. The record is from RefSeq and is a predicted model, not a curated record. Bases 217 to 1020 code for a protein of 267 amino acids. Gene Ontology annotation, molecular function: RNA polymerase II transcription regulatory region sequence-specific DNA binding; DNA-binding transcription factor activity, RNA polymerase II-specific.
CAGUCUUUAUUCUCUAUCUGUCGAUUGAAGGCGUUUGUGUGUCAUAGUUUAUUAGGCUGUUGUGCUCGAGGCGUCACUCUGUAUCAUGUAUUAGCUGCGGCGUUUAACAGCUAUUUAUUGGUGUUAAUGUACGAUCGUAAAAAAAGUUUGACGCGUAAUUUGUGAUCUGAGGAAUUUGAGCCUGUUCAAGCAAACAUUAUCCGAUUCGCACACAGUAUGGGUGUAUCAGAGGCAGGUUGUUCUACCAGCUCUGAGCUGUCUAUCAUCGAGGCAGAGCGACCUGCGUCAGGCAGUGGUGAAGAAGAAGAUAUACCUCGCAGGAAGCAACGACGAUACAGAACUACAUUCACUAGUUACCAAUUAGAUGAGCUGGAGAAAGCUUUUGGAAGGACUCAUUACCCUGAUGUGUUUUCAAGAGAAGAACUUGCAUUGAAAAUAGGACUGACUGAAGCCAGAAUCCAGGUGUGGUUCCAAAACCGUCGCGCGAAAUGGCGUAAGCAAGAGAAGGUUGGUCCUCACGCACAUCCUUACGGCGGCUACUUGGGCGGCCCGCAUGCGCAGCCUCUGCCCACCUCCGCAUCUCUACCACAGCCACACACCGCACACCCGUUGGCACACCUCGGCUUCGGUUUGAGGAAACCAUUUGACAGCGCACUGGCUUCUUUCAGGUACGCAAGCAAUCCUCUGUUUGGCACCCAGUAUCUACCACCGUUAUCGCGACCGCCGUUAUUCGGUGCCCCGCUAUACGCUACCUCGCCCGCUCACUUCCACUCGCUCUUCGCUAAUCUAACCGCACCCGAACCGCGACUCUCGCCCGAACACUCUAGACUAUCCCCGGAGGCAACCCGCUCUCCCGCACCAUCCAUUUCUCCGCCAAUAUCACCCGGGAGUGAAACACUGCCUCCACACGCGGCAGUGGACGACGUGCGAAGUUCUAGUAUCGCUGCAUUAAGGCUCGCGGCAAGGGAACACGAGAUAAGAUUGGAACUAUUGCGGCAGAGAGCCGAUCUGAUUUGUUGAACAGCUACCGUAAUCUUGUAUUGAUUUGAAUUACGUAAAGGCUAGUGGUCCGAUGACUAAGGUAGUAUUUCUUGAAACCGAUGCACAAUAUUAUUAAAUCAAUUUAUAUUUUAUAGAUAUAUUUAAUUGCAUAAUCUGAAUUAUUUAAAAAAGAAUCGCUAAGGUGAAAACAAAUUGUAAAUUUUUCUGAAAGAUCUUUGGGCCAGAAUGUAACUCUAUCAUAUAAACUAACCUAAAAAAGUAAAUUGCUUAAAUUGAUUGUUAAAAAUUCAUUUUUUUAUGCUUUAUUUCGUAAGACAUAUUGUAUAAGAAUCAUAAAUUUACCUAACAUUAUAUAAUUAUUUGUUGUGGACCGUAUUGUACAUUUAUCACUAUGCAGUAUUUGUUUUAUAUUAUUUGUUAAGG